Zingiber officinale is the source of this 2499-nucleotide messenger RNA. Its product is annotated as G-type lectin S-receptor-like serine/threonine-protein kinase At4g27290. Gene Ontology annotation, molecular function: protein serine/threonine kinase activity; ATP binding. NCBI's taxonomy places the organism in Eukaryota, Viridiplantae, Streptophyta, Magnoliopsida, Zingiberales, Zingiberaceae. The coding region runs from base 1 to 2499 and encodes 832 amino acids. Gene Ontology annotation, biological process: protein phosphorylation; recognition of pollen. The transcript is spliced from 7 exons. The record is from RefSeq and is a predicted model, not a curated record.
AUGGAAGCGAUUGAAGUUUGCUCCAAGAAUGGAAAGAAAGAGAUCUGCAGAUAUGAAGGAACCAGUUUGGUAGAAGCAAAAGAAAUCGCAUACCUGGAGAUCUUUGUCGCCGCCGAGCCUGGAUUUCAGUAUCGAGGACGCGAGGGUUUGGUCUACUUGUGCGCCUCGUCGAUGAGAUCCCCCGCGACGAGGAUUAGAUCUUCAUCGACGAAGAACCCGCGAUGGAGAUACAAUGAUCAGAACAGCUCACUUAUACAUGGACAGACCUUAACAUCGACAGGAGACUUGUUUCAACUGAGCUUCUUCAGACUAGAUAAUAAUAGUUCGGCGAAGGGAUACUUGGGAAUCUGGUACUGCAAUCUCACACCGCAAGAAGGCACUGUAGUAUGGAUCGCCAAUCGGAAUAACUCUGUCAACACAUCCAUAGCAUCCUUCAACCUCACUUCCGAUGGAAAUCUAAUCUUAUUUGAGGAGGACAAAGUCGUUUGGUCGACGGGAACAAGAUCCACUGAACUCAAUUCUGCACGCUUGCAGCUUUUAGAUUCUGGAAACCUCGUUCUGAACGACUACAACUCGAUUCUAUGGCAGAGCUUUGAGGACUCGAACAACAGCGACACGUAUCUCCCUGGAAUGAAGCUCGGAUUUGACAACCGGACCAACACUUCAUGGCGGCAAGUGUCAUGGAAGAACUCCAUGGAUCCUUCCCCGGGAGACUACAUCCAAAUGAUUCGUGCUCUACCUAUACUGGAUUUGGUCACGUUGAAAGGAUCCGCCAAAUACCAUCGCGGCGGCCUAUGGAACGGAUAUUGGUUCGUGGGGCAUCCAUUGACGGCGAGCAGCCAGGUGGCCAACUCAGUAAAUAUCACAUUUGUGUCCAACGAGAAUGAGAGCUAUUUUAUGACUAAUUACAAAACCUCGCCGACGCCGGUGCUGAUACGCUCAAUGUUGUGGGCCAACGGAACCUUCCAGCGUUGGUUUCUUGACAGUAGCAAGAGAGAGUGGCAAUUUCUGUCGUCGACUCCGGCGGACGAGUGCGAUGAGUACAAUCGCUGCGGCCGCAACAGAGUGUGCACCCAGAUAUACGUUGCUGUCGAGUGCCAGUGCUUGGACGGGUUUAUAAAUAUUACGGAGAACGGAAGCGAGGUUGGAUGCGAGAGGAAGAAGCCUUUGAAUUGCUCGUCGAAUCAAUUUUCCAAGGUGCAGAACGUGAAAGUGCCCGACACUGAGAACGCUACACCACGAGGAAACAUGAGUCACGAUGACUGCCAGAAUUUGUGCUUGAAUGAUUGCUCCUGCAUGGCAUAUGCGGUGAUCAGUGGGUCUUAUGGAUGCAUAACUUGGCCUGGUGAUCUGUUAGAUCUCAGAACAUUCGUCAAUAAAGGAGAUGAUUUAUACGUUCGGCUCGCAGGAGAAUUGGAUCACCCAAACCAAAAAGAUCAAGAUGAAAUAAGAGGAGCAGAAUCUCUAUUGUUUGAUCUGGAGGCUAUUAGGAUAGCUACGGACAACUUCUCUGAUAGAAACAAACUAGGAGAAGGAGGAUUUGGGCCUGUUUAUAAGGGGACACUGGAGAACGGAGAGGAUGUAGCAGUAAAAAGACUUUCAAGAGGCUCAGGACAAGGACUGGAUGAAUUAAAAAAUGAAGUGUUUCUGGUAUCCAAACUUCGGCACAAAAACCUUGUGAGGCUGUUGGGUUGUUGCUUGGAAUCAGAGGAGAAACUACUCGUUUACAAUUAUCUUGCUAAUACAAGUCUUGACAAGUUUUUGUUUGAUAAUUCAAAGAGAGAACAGUUGGAUUGGGCAAAAAGAUUUAAGAUCAUUGAAGGCAUCAGUCGAGGACUUCUUUAUCUUCAUGAAGAUUCGCCGGUGAAGAUUAUUCAUCGGGACUUAAAAGCUAGUAACAUAUUGUUAGAUGCAAAUAUGGAUCCUAAAAUUUCAGAUUUUGGUCUUGCGAAGCUUUUUGGUGCAGAUGAAACACAUGGAAAUACUAAAAGAAUUGCUGGAACAUUUGGAUAUAUGGUACCAGAAUAUGUUAUUCAUGGGUUAUUCUCAGUUAAAUCAGAUGUGUAUAGCUAUGGUGUGUUAAUCUUGGAGAUCCUAAUUGGUCGGAAGAAUAGUGGUUACCGAGGAUCCGAAUAUCCAAUUGAACCUGUUACUCAUAUGGUCUGGCGCCAUUGGACCCAAGGAAAUGCCUUGCAAGUAGUUGAUCAAGAUCUAGUUGAACAAUGUCAAGCUCAACAAAUAUUAAGGUGCAUACAUAUAGGGUUACUAUGCGUGCAAGAUGAUCCAAUUCAAAGACCCACCAUGGCCAAUGUUGUGCUUAUGCUCAACAAUCACUUUGUCAGCCUUCCCACACCUUUAGCACCAGCAUUUCUCAGUAACUGUAAUACCACCAUUGAAUCAAAUGGCGCUCCAAGGAGAGAUAAUUCCAACGGAAGCAAGGGAAUUCUAAUAAAAAUUUCUGAAAAUAAUGUCUCAAUAUCUGUGUUGGAGCCUAGAUAG